UUGGCAUUGCUGCCGCCACCGCCGCCGUUGUCAUCUGCCUUGACUGACAAAGUCCGCCGUUUUCAUGGUGCCCUGGAGGACGUCGCCGCCGCUGGAGAAGAGGAAGUCCGGCGAGAGCGGGAUGCCGGCGGGCGGUGGCUGACGGCAGACGGCGGUGGCGGUCGACAGCGGGCGUCGACUGGUGGCAGUGGAGGAUUGUCGGCGGAGCGAGACAUAUGUGCGUGUAUCUCUAACGAGAUGUCUUACAACACGGAUAAUCCAAAUUGCCGUUGUGGGUUGCGAGCUGAAAUUCGCACUUCGUGGAAAACUCCAAAUUGUGGAAGAAGAUAUUUCUCGUGCCUCCAUUGGCCUGGAGGAGGAUGCAAGUAUUUUGGAUGGGUCGAUCCUCCUCUUUGUGCCCGUGCUCAACAAAUAAUUCCUGGGUUGCUCAGGAGAUUGAAUGAAAUGGAAAAAUCAAGUAAGAGUGCUGACAUUGAAAAAUUCGAGGUUCUGAAGUUUGAAGAAGAAAACAAUAAAUUGAAGAAACUCAAUUUUCAGUUUGAAGAAAAAAACAAGAAGUUGAAGAAACUCAAUUUUGAGUUUGAAGAAGAAAACAAGAAACUGAAGGCAGAAAUUCUGAAAUUGAAGUAUGAGAGUGCCAAAAAAACAAGACUUCUAAAGAUGUUAGUAGCAUUAUUGAUAAUUUGGAGUUUGGUGUUUUUCUUUUGUGGCUCUCAGACAGAUGAUGAAAAGAUGGUGAAUAAUUGA
Striga asiatica is the source of this 747-nucleotide messenger RNA. The record is from the annotation of a GenBank genome assembly. NCBI's taxonomy places the organism in Eukaryota, Viridiplantae, Streptophyta, Magnoliopsida, Lamiales, Orobanchaceae.